Messenger RNA from Diorhabda carinulata, 1843 nucleotides. RefSeq names its product translocon-associated protein subunit alpha. The record is from RefSeq and is a predicted model, not a curated record. The transcript has 6 exons. NCBI's taxonomy places the organism in Eukaryota, Metazoa, Arthropoda, Insecta, Coleoptera, Chrysomelidae. Gene Ontology annotation, cellular component: endoplasmic reticulum membrane; endoplasmic reticulum. The coding region runs from base 405 to 1283 and encodes 292 amino acids.
GGAAUAAUAGCCACGUGUAUAUUAACUAACCAACGUUUACAUAAAGGGCUCAAAUUUUUAUACAACUGAAUUGCUAAUGAAAAAUUUGGGUGAAGGAUGGACCCUACAUAAUUAUCGUUAAAAUAUACAAUAAUUGAAUUUACCCAUUAUCUUUUUGUUUUAAAGUAAUAUAUUAUCAUAAAUAAUUGGUGUGGAGUGUAAACGUAUACACGUUAUCAAGUGACAGUUAACGAAGUGACGUAACGGUAAAAGGUGGAAUACAAUGUGAUGUGUACAAAAUUUUGUUCCACGUCGAAACAACUAGAUCGGGAAAGUAAGAAAAGGUGGUCGGUCACUUGGUUGAUGCUUGUAUUUUAAGGCAACUGCAAAUAGGCUGUGAAACUUAAUUCAUUAAUAAUUUAAACAUGAAUAAGUUAUUAUUUUUCGCCUUAUUUCUAUUUCCGGCCUUAAUAUUAAUUUUUGAAAAUGGAAAAAUUGUGUCUUACGCCGAGGAAGAUCCAAUAGAAGAAGAUGAAGUGGAAGUUGAAGGAGAGGCUGAUGUGGAAGAGGUUGGAGCUACUGAAGAAUAUGAGGAUGAUACUAAAUCAUUGUCAUCACCAUAUGCUGAUACUACAUUAUUAUUUGUGAAACCUGAACUAACUGGUGCCUCUCAAAUGGAAAUCCCUGCUGGUCUUCCUGUUGAGUUUUUAGUUGGAUUCCGUAAUAAAGGUGAUCAAGAUUUUAUUGUUGAUACUCUUGAGGCAUCUUUCCGAUAUCCUAUGGAUUUUAACUUCUACAUUCAAAAUUUCUCAGCUAUUGGUUACAGGAAAAUAAUAGCACCAGAAAAAGAAGCUACUUUCCAUUACAGUUUUCUUCCUUCUGAAGCAUUUGCUGGAAGACCAUUUGGACUCAACAUCAUGUUGAAUUAUCAUGAUAGUAAUGGCAAUCCUUUCCAAGAAGCUGUUUUUAAUGAAACUGUACAAGUUGUUGAAUUGGAAGAAGGUUUAGAUGGAGAAACUUUCUUUUUGUAUGUCUUUUUGGCUGCUGGAGUAGUUUUACUUUUGGUUAUUGGUCAACAAACUCUUUUAUCUGUUGGUAAAAAACGCAGUGGGGGAAGUGGUGGUAGCAGUAGAAAGUCAGCCCCUGUUGAAACUGGAACUAACAAUCCAAACAAUGUUGAUUAUGAUUGGCUACCUCCUCAAGUUAUCGCUAGUUUAUCUAAGGAAAAAGUUCAAAAGUCACCUAAAAGCAAGCCACAAAGCCCAAGGCAGAGAAAAGUAAAACGUACUACUGGAUCUGAGUAGUGAUGAAUUAGUGACUGAUUAAGACAUUUUCACCUCAUUCCACUCAUCAUGAUCAAAAAAAGACUUAAUCAUAUUGUAAUUUUCUUUCCAUUAUCAUCGGAAAGACUAAUAAUGACCACCUUUCAUACAAUCUAAGAAUUUUUUUCUCAGAACAAUCAUGUAUAUUGAAUGAAGAUUCAAAACCACUUUUUUGCCUUUGUUUAUUAUGUUUCUAUUUAUUAUAAAAGCGCACAAAUUUAUGUUAUAAGUUGAAAAUUUAUUAUAAAUUUUGUUUUCAUAUUUUUAAAAAUCUCCAAUAUCUUGGACUGAUAUGAAAAAAAUUCUUGGACUCAGUUAGACUGACAUCCAUUGUAAAGUACUCAUAUUUUAUUUUUUGGUAAUUCGGAGGUGGUAUUUUUUGAUUGUUUAAAAAUUAUUUAUAAUUUUGUAUAUUUCAGUGUGUUGUGUGUUUCUGAUUGUUAUAUUUGCAAUAGAUUAUAUUAUUAUAUAUAAUAUCAUGUGAAUAUUUCAAAUUACACCAUAAUGGUGUCUUCCAGAAACUAUUAAAGGGUAAUUUGAUU